CGGGCCACCUACGACGCGCGUCGACGUCCCCUCAUGGAACGGCGAGGCAGAUAAGUUGACGAGCUACAAGUUUGAGGUCUCCAUGUUCACCAAGAGCAUCAAGACUGCGGAGCGCUACGUGUGCGGCCCGCAGCUGGUGCGCGCCCUCGGGGCGCGAGUCCGGACGACGGUGGAGAGCUGCCCGGACAUCGACACGGUCGACGAGAUCGACAAGGAUGGAGUUUUGAUUGGUUGGAACAAAGUGUUUCAGUACGUAUUGGAGAAGCUGGACUUCACCAGCCUGAAUGAUACGGGCCUCCUCGCGGAGGAGUUCUUCCUGAAGGUCAGCCGGAACUCGGGCGAGACCUUCCAGGACUGGGCCGCCAGAUUCGAGAAGAAGGAGCGGGAGCUGUUGGUGCAGCUCCAAGUCAUUGAUUCCAGCGUGACGGAAGUGAUCGCGAAGCCUCUUCGGACAUGGUGGUUCCUUCGGAAGUCCAAGCUAUCCCCUGUUCAACGUGGAGAGAUCACCGCCACUGCAGGUGGCGACCUCAACUUCGGCAAGACAUACAAGGCCUUGCUCACGCGCUUCCCGGCGGAGGCGCUGGCGGAGCUCGACGGCAAGCAGCGCCGCAAGGCCUUCUAUGAGGACACGCCCGUCGACGACGUUGAGGACGAGACUGGUGGGGAAGAUAUUGAUUUCACAGAGGUUGUCGAGCAGCUGAUCACCCUCGCUGAAGAAGAUGAAGAUGAGGAGCCAGCUGACGACAACCCAGCGGACAACGAGGUGUUCGCAGAGUUCAAGCAGGUGGGCAGGGGCUUCAAGGACGCUCGCGACCUGAUCCGACGCCUUCGAGUGUCCCGCGACUACUACUCGGUCGUGUCGCUCAAGGACCCCGAUCGCGUGCCCCCGCCUCCGAACCCGGGACGAGGCUUCCAGCGUGGCCGUGGCAAGAACGGUCGAGGCCGCGCUCGCUUCGACACGGGCAAGGGACGUGACAUGUCCAAGAUGAAGUGCAUCGCGUGCGGCGAAUAUGGUCAUCGAGCGGCGGACUGCAACGAGAGGUUCAAGAAAGAUAAUACGAGAGAUGGAGCUCGUGGGACUACUCACAACGGCUUCGUCCUGUCCGCCCUCGACGAGUACCUCUACCUCCUGGAGCGCGACGGCAUCUGGGCGAUCCUCGACAUCGGGGCCACGAAGAGCCUCGGCGGCCUCGAGAGCGUCGAGAACCUCAUGUACGAGAUGCUGGACCAGCACGGCCAGGAGUUCGAGACGACACAUGACGAGUGCUCAUUCACCUUCGGCGACGGCCUCCAGAAGAGCUCGAUGGGCACGGUGAAGGGGAACGUGUUCCUCGGCGGCGACCUGACCGAGGUCAAGCUGUCGGUGAUGCCGAACCGCGCGCCGAUCCUCCUGGGCAUGGACAUUCUGACUGACUCGCUGAAGGUUGUGGUCGACUGCGGCCGGAACUGGACCGGCCUUCCGACCAUGGGCAACAAGGUGUUCUUCUGCGAGCGCCUCUCGAGCAACCAUCUGGCCGUCAACCUGACGACGCCGCAGUGGUGGAGGGAGGUGCCGCUUUCCUUGCCGAGUGCCGGCGACGGAAACCUCGGCGGCGCGGACACCUACCAGAGCGACGGAAACUGCGACACGGAGCGGAUCGGUUCGAGCGACGGAAACCUCGAUUUCGUUCGGACGGACGGUCAGGGGAUCGACAACUUCGGCUCCAGCGACCCCGACGCCAGCAUCAGCAGCAACACCAGCUACUCCGGCAAGAGCCACACGUGUACGAAGGCGACGGAGGUGACCAUCCGGGAGCAGGCAGUGGCUCUACGCUGGCGGCGCCUGUCCAACAAGCUGAACUCCCCGGAGGUGCAGGGGGGCUGGAAGUUCACUCCGGAGAUGCUCGACGACUCGGAACUGCCGGAGAUGGACUCGAAGAGGAAACGCUGA
Messenger RNA from Prorocentrum cordatum, 1930 nucleotides. The record is from the annotation of a GenBank genome assembly. Lineage: Eukaryota; Dinophyceae; Prorocentrales; Prorocentraceae.